CUCAUCUUGAGUUAUUUUCAGUUUACAAUGCAAGUUUGGUUAUGUAUAAUUAUCUCUGUUGUGGUACUUCUGUAUACUACAGUCACACCAGUUAUUCUGACUGCAAUGACCCUGGAGCGCUAUGUGGCCAUUUGCAUGCCCCUGCGCCAUGGACAGCUGUGCUCCACACGCAGCACUAUGCAUUGCAUCCUCAUCAUUCACAGCCUCAGCUCUGUACCUGGCAUUGUUGUUCUCUCCACCUUCUUUGCAUCAGUAUCCCUUAGCUUGUACAAACAAUAUAGGGUAUGUUCAGUGGAGAUGUUCCUUGUGCACAGAUGGCAGGGUCAUAUUCGGUCAGCUGUUUAUCAGUUUUACUUCUUGAUCAUGUGUAUCAUCAUUGUAUUCUCCUAUGUUCAAAUAAUGAAAGUGGCCAAAGCUGCAUCAGGAGAGAAUAAAAAGUCAACAUGGAAAGGGCUCAGAACAGUAAUUCUUCAUGCUUUCCAGCUGUUGCUCUGUCUCAUCCAGCUGUGGUGUCCAUUCAUAGAAAAUGCUGUACUUCAGACUGAUUUCAUGUUGUUCGUUCAAGUCAGGUACUUUAACUACAUAUUGUUUAGCGUUGCUCCAAGAUGUCUGAGUCCUCUCAUUUAUGGCCUGAGGGAUGAAAAUUUUUUUCAUGCACUGAAAAGCUAUGGCUUCUUUGACUUGUAUAAAAGAAAUAUUCGACAAGGUAGAUUAAUCAUUUUCCAACAGAAAAGUUGCACAAUGCAUUAAUUAAAAAAAAUUAUUUCAAACUAGUUAAUUGUUAGAAGCAUGACUGUGAUUGAAUUGCUAUUUAAGCGACAAUGCAAGCUCAAUACUGUUUUGUAUUCUUAUAUGUAAUAUUGAUUAUAGACCGUUUUAGUAUUCAAAUCUAGCAACAAAAAUGACACACUUGUUAAAAGGAGGACUUAUUUAACAAUAAAUAACUCUCAUGACUCAUA
Molecule: messenger RNA, 959 nt
Organism: Siniperca chuatsi (mandarin fish)
Lineage: Eukaryota; Metazoa; Chordata; Actinopteri; Centrarchiformes; Sinipercidae
Product: odorant receptor 131-2-like
Exons: 2
Coding region: 28-750 (240 amino acids)
Biological process (GO): G protein-coupled receptor signaling pathway
Cellular component (GO): membrane
Molecular function (GO): G protein-coupled receptor activity
Source: RefSeq, a predicted model, not a curated record